AUGCCUCUUACUAGUAUUCUUGAGGUUGAGUUGUUUGACGUGUGGGGCAUUGAUUUCAUGGGCCCCUUCCCACCCUCAUAUGGCAACUUGUAUAUCUUGGUGGUUGUUGAUUAUGCCUCUAAGAUGGUUGAAGUCGCUGCCUAUCUGACUAAUGAUUCCAAGGUGGUCAUGAGGUUUUUACAUAAGCAUAUUUUCACUAGAUUUGGCACCCCAAGGGCUAUCAUAAGCGAUGAAGGAACCCAUUUUGUGAACAAUGUUUUGGCUAAGUACAGUGUGAAGCAUAAGGUGGCUACGACAUACCAUCCUCAAACCAAUGGCCAAGCAGAAUUGUCAAACAGAGAUAUAAAGGGUGUGCUUGAAAAGGUGGUGAAUCUGAAUUGCAAGGAUUGGUCUAAGAGGUUGGAUGAUGCUUUAUGGGCCUAUCGAACGGCAUUUAAAAAUCCAUUGGGGAUGUCUCCUUAUCACCUAGUGUUUGAAAAAGCAUGUCACUUGCUAGUAGAACUUGAACAUAGAGCUUAUUGGGCACUCCAACAACUCAAUCUAGACUUGCAACUUACGGGGGAGAAAAGAAUGUUACAACUUGAUGAGUUGGAAGAAAUCCGGUUGUCUUCAUAUGAGAAUGCAAAGCUUUAUAAGGAAAAGACCAAGAGGUGGCAAGACAAGCAUAUCCAACCUCGUUCAUUUGAAGAAGGGCAGCAAGUUUUGUUGUUUAAUUCUACACUCAAGUUGUUUCCUGAGAAGCUCAAGUCUAGGUGGUCUCAGUCGUUCACUAUUACCAAGGUCUAUCCUCAUGGGGCUGUGGAAUUGAGAGGAAAUGAAGGAGGUGAAUUCAAAGUCAAUGGGCAGAGGUUGAAACACUAUUGGUGUGGUGAGGUUGAGCGCAAUAAGACCUCACUCACCUUAGUUGACCCUUGA
This is a messenger RNA of Humulus lupulus (European hop), 915 nucleotides long. RefSeq lists its product as uncharacterized. Bases 1 to 915 code for a protein of 304 amino acids. Gene Ontology annotation, biological process: DNA integration. The record is from RefSeq and is a predicted model, not a curated record. The transcript has a single exon. Gene Ontology annotation, molecular function: nucleic acid binding. NCBI's taxonomy places the organism in Eukaryota, Viridiplantae, Streptophyta, Magnoliopsida, Rosales, Cannabaceae.